CAGACCUCCAGCAUGAGCUCAAGCUCAGACCCGGACUAUGCCGCCAUCUUCCAGUUCCACUAUGUGGUCGGGCCGGCUCUGUUUACAGCCGUUUAUAUCCUACUUUGCCUGUGGUUCGUGCGUCAGUCGGUCAAAAACACAACGUAUGUCUAUAUCGUCCUUACCAUCUUCUGUCUGCUGCGCGUCGCAGCCUUCAUUAUCCGCGCAAUCCUGGCAGCAACCUGGUCACUGCACGGAAAGCUUGGUAUCUUCAUUGCGGAUGAGAUUCUUUUCGGCGUUGGGUUCUUCGCCUUGCUGUAUUCAGCAUACACCCUAGUUUUGGACCGGGAAAUAAUGUCCUCCUCUCGGAGUCCCACAAGAGACUCAUUCCCACUCAUCAUGAGGCUGACUCGAGACCGACGCAUUUUCAGGGUGGCGUUGAUAGUGGGCAUCAUCCUCGGUGUCAACGGAACCAUUGACGCAGCGAGCAGCAAUCCCAGUAAAGCUCAUACUGGAGCGCAACUGCGGCGGGCGAGCACAAUCGUUUUCCUCGUGUUGACGAUCAUCCAAGCGCUUCAAACUGGCUUAGCCUUUGGAAGAAGCGCAGCAGAAGGACACUCACCUUCCGCCACGCCGCUCUACCCGAGCCCUCCAAUUCCAUUGGCUGGUCUUCACCCCCAGCGCCGUUUUGGUGACAUGUAUGGGAUGCAUAUCUUGAUUGUCAUCUCUUUCCUGUUGCUGGUCAGGGAGAUAUUCUUAAUCGCGACGAUUGGAGAUGCGCCGCGCCAGAAUAAGGAGGCAUUCUGGUUCCCGUUCGUCGCAUUGCCGGAGGUUCUGGCGGCGGGUUGUUAUUCCGUAUCGGGGCUUGUGCCACCGCGAGCAGAGUUACGGAUGCGCGAGCCAGUAGCCAUGCAGCGGAUCGUCGAAAUGGAUGUCUAG
Messenger RNA from Mycena indigotica, 918 nucleotides. RefSeq lists its product as uncharacterized. Lineage: Eukaryota; Fungi; Basidiomycota; Agaricomycetes; Agaricales; Mycenaceae. The transcript is spliced from 3 exons. The record is from RefSeq and is a predicted model, not a curated record. Bases 13 to 918 code for a protein of 301 amino acids.